This is a messenger RNA of Carya illinoinensis, 3726 nucleotides long. Its product is annotated as calcium-transporting ATPase 1, endoplasmic reticulum-type-like. Gene Ontology annotation, cellular component: membrane. The coding region runs from base 265 to 3444 and encodes 1059 amino acids. Lineage: Eukaryota; Viridiplantae; Streptophyta; Magnoliopsida; Fagales; Juglandaceae. The record is from RefSeq and is a predicted model, not a curated record. The transcript is spliced from 9 exons. Gene Ontology annotation, molecular function: P-type calcium transporter activity; ATP hydrolysis activity; ATP binding. Gene Ontology annotation, biological process: intracellular calcium ion homeostasis; calcium ion transmembrane transport.
UUUCUCCGACUUUUAUCCCGUCUCAUUCGAUGGUUGAAGCUCUUUUCUCGGUUAUUUUCUUUUCUUUAACCAUAUCCCCCUCACUGUUUCUAGAGAAACAAGCACUUUACCUUUAUAGAAAGGAGUCUCGCCUCUGGGAAACCAGUUGGAGCUCGAUUGGAUUGAGACUUUCGGUAUCCUCGGCGAUUUUUGGCUUUCUUCAUAUUAAGAUUCGUAGUUAGGGCUUCGUACCAGUUGAUCAUCGUGGCCGUCGGUGAUCUCUCCAUGGGGAAGGGAGGAGAAGAUUAUGGCAAGAGAGAAAUCGUCAGCCCUAAGCCCUCCGAUCGAGAGGUAUUCCCGGCCUGGUCUAAACAGAUUUCGGAAUGCGAGGAGCACUACAAAGUGAAGAAGGGAUCUGGACUAGGGUCCAUCGAUGUGGAGAGGCGGCGCAAGAUCUACGGCUACAACGAGCUGGAGAAGCACGAGGGCCAGUCGAUUUGGUCCCUGGUUGUAGAGCAGUUCAAAGAUACUCUGGUCCGAAUCCUGCUUGUCGCGGCUGUCGUUUCCUUCGUCCUCGCCUUGUACGAUGGCGAGGAGGGUGGCGAGAUGGAGAUCACUGCCUUCGUGGAGCCACUGGUAAUUUUCCUGAUCCUGAUUGUUAACGCAAUCGUUGGAGUUUGGCAGGAAAGCAAUGCCGAGAAGGCUCUCGAAGCCCUCAAGGAGAUUCAAUCUGAGCACGCUACGGUUAUUCGCGAUGGUGAGAAGCUCUCCAAUUUGCCUGCAAAGGAGCUCGUUCCCGGCGACAUCGUUGAGCUUAGGGUUGGGGAUAAGGUCCCCGCUGAUAUGCGCGUCUUGGAAUUGAUUAGCUCGACGUUGAGGGUUGAGCAGGGGUCACUGACUGGAGAGAGUGAAGCUGUGAAUAAGACCAAUAAGGCGGUUCAGGAGGACGCUGAUAUUCAGGGGAAACGGUCUAUGGUUUUUGCGGGGACGACUAUUGUGAAUGGGAAUUGUAUUUGCUUGGUUACUCAGACGGGUAUGGAGACAGAGAUUGGGAAGGUGCAUGAGCAAAUUCACGAGGCUGCGCAGAGCGAGGAAGAUACGCCUUUGAAGAAGAAGCUGAAUGAGUUUGGCGAGGCGCUGACGAUGAUAAUUGGAGUAAUAUGCGCAGUUGUGUGGCUCAUCAAUGUGAAGUACUUUCUUACUUGGGAGUCUGUGGAUGGGUGGCCUAGGAAUUUCAAGUUUUCCUUCGAGAAGUGCACGUAUUACUUUGAGAUUGCGGUGGCAUUAGCCGUGGCUGCCAUUCCCGAAGGUUUACCGGCUGUUAUUACGACGUGCUUGGCGCUUGGUACGCGUGAAAUGGCUAAGAAGAAUGCCCUUGUGCGGAAGCUGCCGAGCGUUGAAACUCUGGGUUGUACAACUGUGAUUUGUUCGGAUAAAACCGGUACACUGACUACGAACCAGAUGGCUGUGGCGAAGCUUGUGGCAAUGGGAAGUAGUGUUGAUCGGCUACGAACUUUCAAGGUUGAUGGGACGACAUAUAAUCCAUCGGACGGUAAAAUAAAUGACUGGCCAAUGGGACGUAUGGAUGCUAAUCUUCAAAUGAUUGCAAAGAUAGCUGCCGUCUGCAAUGAUGCCGGAGUUGCUCAUUCAGAGAAUAAGUACGUAGCCAAUGGAAUGCCUACUGAAGCAGCUCUAAAGGUUUUAGUCGAGAAGAUGGGCCUCCCUGAAGGAUUCAACCAUGAAUCAACGAGCAGGAGCGCUUUACUGCGCUACUGCGAACUGUGGAACGAGUAUGAACAUCGGAUUGCUACUCUUGAGUUUGAUCGUGGUAGGAAGUCCAUGGGUGUAAUUGUGAACUCAAAGUCAGGGAAGAAGUCAUUGCUAGUAAAGGGUGCUGUAGAGAAUGUAUUAGAGAGGAGCACAAAGAUUCAGUUGCUUGAUGGUUCUGUUUUACCGCUGGAUCAGAAUAUAAAGAAACUCAUCUUAGACUAUCUUCAGGAAAUGUCUACUGGUGCACUGCGCUGCCUUGGUUUUGCAUACAAAGAUGAUUUCCGUGAGUUUGAAACCUAUGAUGGCAAUGAAGAUCAUCAUGCUCAUGCGCUUUUACUUAAUCCUUGCAAUUAUUCAUCAAUUGAGAGUGACCUCAUUUUUGUUGGCUUGGUUGGACUGAGGGAUCCUCCCCGGGAAGAGGUUUCCGACGCAAUUAAAGACUGUAGAGCAGCUGGGAUACGUGUUAUGGUUAUCACCGGUGAUAAUAAGAAUACAGCAGAAGCAAUAUGUCGUGAAAUAGGUGUAUUUGGAACUAAUGAAGAUAUAAGUUCAAAGAGUAUUACAGGAAAAGAGUUUAUGGAACUAAGUGAUCAAAAAGCCCAUCUACGACAGAAUGGUGGGCUCCUGUUUUCUAGGGCUGAACCAAGGCACAAGCAAGAAAUUGUGAGGUUGCUGAAAGAGGAGGGCGAGGUGGUUGCCAUGACUGGUGAUGGAGUGAAUGACGCACCUGCCUUGAAACUUGCUGAUAUUGGGAUUGCAAUGGGCAUUGCUGGAACAGAGGUUGCAAAAGAAGCUUCAGACAUGGUGUUGGCAGAUGAUAAUUUCAGUACAAUUGUUGCUGCUGUUGGUGAAGGCAGAUCCAUCUACAACAACAUGAAGGCUUUUAUCAGGUACAUGAUUUCGUCGAAUAUGGGUGAGGUCGCCUCCAUCUUUCUAACUGCAGCUUUAGGUAUUCCUGAAGGUCUGAUACCUGUCCAACUUCUGUGGGUUAAUCUUGUUACCGACGGACCACCUGCAACUGCUUUGGGAUUCAAUCCUCCAGAUACAGACAUAAUGAAGAAGCCACCUCGUAGAAGCGAUGACUCACUAAUUAAUGCUUGGAUUUUAUUCCGCUAUCUGGUUAUCGGGCUGUAUGUUGGAUUAGCAACCGUUGGUGUAUUUAUCAUUUGGUAUACCCAUAGUUCCUUCCUGGGCAUCGACCUCAGUGGAGAUGGUCACACCCUUGUCACAUAUUCCCAACUUUCCAACUGGGGGCAGUGCUCAACCUGGAACAACUUUACUGCUUCACCCUUCACAGUAGGCAGUCGGGUGAUCACUUUUGAUAGCCCUUGUGAUUAUUUCCAUGGUGGUAAAGUGAAAGCCAUGACACUCUCACUCUCAGUGUUGGUCGCCAUUGAAAUGUUCAACUCCUUAAAUGCCCUUUCUGAGGAUGGAAGCCUCUUAACGAUGCCCCCGUGGGUGAACCCAUGGCUGCUUUUGGCCAUGUCUGUUUCAUUUGGCCUGCACUUCUUGAUCCUCUAUGUGCCAUUCCUGGCAGGAGUAUUUGGCAUCGUGCCCCUCAGCUUCAAUGAAUGGCUCUUGGUUUUGGUUGUUGCAUUACCCGUGAUUCUGAUUGACGAGAUUCUAAAGUUUGUCGGGAGGCAUACAAAUGGAUCUCAAGCAUCUAGUAGAAGAAGAAAACCAAAGUCAGAGUAAAGAGGUCUUGUUGAGAAGUAGUUCCUAAAAUAGCCUCUAUUGGUCGGUGUUCUCGACAUGGUUGCUUCAUUACAGCAGCGCAUAUGCGCAAUAUAUGUGAUAUUCUUAGGCUUCUCCAUCUGCCUCUCAAUCGUUUCUCCGAUGCCAAAAGAAAACGCAUCUCUAAAGCGGUAUUAUUCAGCUUCUUUUGCUCUCUGAGCUGUAAUCCUCAACCUCAUUUCUCAAUGAGAAAUGGUCUGGCACUUUUAAGAACUGGCUAUUAUAUUUUGCUACUCUUUUUAA